AUGCCUUCACUCGGACGAGCUCUGCUGCUGGCUGCGGCUAUGCCGUUAGCCAGCUUCGUCAGUGCCCAGAAAAUCGUUGUUGACGGAAAGACCGUUGCUUGGCUAACUUUAUUCGCAGAGGCCAAUGAGGUUACGGUUUCCCCCGCCGCCGAGGAGGUCGCAGCGGCCGAUAUCCCGGAGCAGGCCGUCGAGUUGACCGACGCCGUGCUGGCCAACCUCACCCAGCUCGAGUUGACCAACGUUUCGCUUUUUGCAUUCCCCGACACUGAGGGUAUACAGAAGCGCACCUUUCCCUUUAGCAAGUGCAAGACUUUCCCUGGCGACUGGCUCUACCCUAAUGAGGCCGUCUGGAGGGUCUUCAAUCUCCUUACUGGUAAUGCUCUUAUUAAGACUGUCCCUCUGGGUGCCGCAUGCUACCAGGGCGAGCACUACGAUGCCGACAAGUGCAAAUUUUUAAUUGACAACUGGUCCAAGUCUGAUACCCACGACGAGGACCCUACCUCUGUUAUGUCCCCUCUCUACCAGGGUGCGACUUGCCAGCCACAGAACGCUGCCAACAACGGUACCUGCGAACUCGGCGGUUUCCCUCUUUACUCCGUCAAGGCUACGAAUGUUGCCCAGAUCCAGCUUGCCAUCAACUUCGCGCGCAACCUCAACCUCCGUCUUGUCGUUCGUAACACUGGCCACGACUUCUUGGGCAAGAAUACCGGUGCUGGUUCUUUGUCCAUCUGGACCCACAACCUGAAGGGUAUCAAGUUCAUCAAGAAGUACAAGUCUGCCGGCGGCUACAAGGGUCCUGCUUUCAAGCUCGGCGCUGGUAUCCAAGUCUCUGACCUGUACGAGGCAGCUGAUAAAGAAGGCUACACUGCUGUUGGUGGAGAGUGCCACGGUGUUGGCGUUACUGGUGGUUACAUUGCCGGCGGUGGCCACUCUCCCAUGAGCCCCAUCGCCGGUCUUGGAUCUGACCAGGUAUUGAGCGUUGACAUCGUCACUCCUGACGGUCGCCACAUCACCGCCGACGACAAGAACCACAAGGAUCUUUUCUGGGCUGUCCGUGGCGGCGGUGGUGCCACCUGGGGUGUCGUCACUGCCAUGACCGUCCGCGUCUACCCCAAGAUGAAGUUCUCCGGUCUAACUUGGAGCAUCAACACUGCCGAGAAGAACAUCUCCAGCAACACCUUCUGGGCCGCCAUGGAAGCUUACUGGCGUCGAUUCCCCGAAUUCGCCGACAAGAACAGCUACGGCUACUCCACCGUCUUCCCGGCUGGCGAGGGUGCCUACCUCUGGAGCAUGCGUCCCUGGCUCGUCCCCGACUUAUCCCUGAAAAAGUUCAAGAAGAUGGUUGCUCCUUUGUUUGAGGAGUGGGCAGCUAUCGGCUUCAACGUUGAGCCCGAGUACUUCGAGCACAACAACUUCUACGCCACCUGGAAAAACCACUUCCCCACUGAGAACGUCGGCACCGCCACCGUCCGCACCGCCUCUCGUCUAAUUCCCAAGGCCAACUGGAAGGACGCUGCUCUUCUCAACGAGACCAUUUCGACCCUCAAGAACAUUGUCCUCGAGGGAUCCGCGCUGAUUCAAUACAACAUGAACCCCUCCGUUCCCAAGCGCACUACCGACAGCGCCGCCAACCCCGCAUGGCGGGAGACCCUCAUGUUCGCCAUCAUCGGUGGCGGUUGGGCGGCUGACGCCUCUGAGGAGGACAUCAAGGCCACCAACGUUCGCAUCACCCACGACUGGAUGGAGCGUCUCCGCCAGAUCACCCCAGGCAGCGGUGGCUACGGCAACGAGGGCGAUGUCAUGGAACCCGACUUCGGCCAAGCCUUCUUCGGCUCCAACUACCCCCGCUUGUACCAGCUGAAGCAGCAAAUCGACCCCUGGGGAGUCUUCUACGCCCCCACUGCCGUUGGUAGUGAGGACUGGUACAUCGCCCGCCAGCCUGACUGGCUCACUCUUCAAACCGACCGCCUCUGCCACAAAUAA
Colletotrichum truncatum is the source of this 1983-nucleotide messenger RNA. NCBI's taxonomy places the organism in Eukaryota, Fungi, Ascomycota, Sordariomycetes, Glomerellales, Glomerellaceae. The record is from RefSeq and is a predicted model, not a curated record.